Messenger RNA from Sebastes umbrosus (honeycomb rockfish), 1211 nucleotides. RefSeq lists its product as uncharacterized. The transcript has 4 exons. The coding region runs from base 109 to 921 and encodes 270 amino acids. The record is from RefSeq and is a predicted model, not a curated record. Lineage: Eukaryota; Metazoa; Chordata; Actinopteri; Perciformes; Sebastidae.
AAUAAAAGAAAAAAAGAAAAGUAAGGUGAAACAACAGCCAGCCAGCCUCAGACUCAUUUGCUGAAGACCGAGAAGAAAUUUGUCGACGGAGAACUGAUCUGAACCAAAAUGACUACACAGGGUCAGAAGAAAAGUUACGACCCCAAAGACAAAACUCUUAAGUUUGUCGACAGACCAGAUGAUCUGGAGUUCUUUGACGAAGUUCCGUACAGUCCCCGAGCAGAGAUUUCCUGUGGUCAUGCCGUCACCCCAGACAAUCUCACUCUAUGGUGUUGCCGCCUGCUGAAAGAGGGCCAGUACAAAUUUAAGUGCCCUGCUUCAAAGGACGGCACCGAGGGGAAGUGUAAUAAAGAGUGGUCUUAUCAAGAGGUGCACAGGCUGGCACUGCUGACAGCCGAAGAGAGGCAGUACUUUGAAGAGAACAUCGCCCGUCUGGCUGCCACAGAAUACUGUGAAUUGAAAACAUGUCCCGGGUGUCAAUCCUAUGUGGAGAGAAAGGACCCGACUAACCUCAGCGUGCAGUGCGCAGUCUGCACAGCAGACAAGAAGAAAGUCUACGAGUUCUGUUGGCAGUGUCUGAAGCAGUGGAAGGGUGCAGCUCGAUGCUCUGACCGCUGCGACAACGACGGCUGUAUCAACCACGACCUCGAGCUCCUCAAGAACUGCAAGACCACCGACCUACCUAAGGUGAAGGGAGUUGACGCCUGUCCCUCCAUCCGGGCUUGUCCCACCUGUGGUCAGAGGGUGGAGCAUGACACAACUGGCUGCAAGAACAUCACCUGUACUCGCUGUCGGGUUGUGUUCUGCUUUGUGUGUCUGAAGCUCACUCCUGAGUGCUUGAAGACGAGCUCUUACUUCAUCGCCUGCAGUGAUGGUGUGGCUCCCAGACAAACCUCCAUACCUGUGUGGUGCAAAAACUAAGAGCGAAUCUGAACACAUUCACUCAUGAUGUGGCUUACUGCCUUCUUCUGCCACACUAUAUUAUACUUUUCCUGUUGGAUUUCAUUCUACGCUUGUUUUUGCAACUGAUGCCAAAAGUGUAGACAUGUUCAUCUACAUUGUGAGCCUUAAAAUAUCUGUUGUAUUUUCUCAUAAUGUUGUAUAAUGCAUGUUUGUAACGUUGCCACUGAAGGUUGCUUCCUUAGAAUUAAUCUCUGUUCAUAAUUAAUUAUUGAUAACUGCAUCACUUAAUAAAGUUUCCCUUUACAUGA